AUUAAAUUCUAUCUGUAUAGAUAACUGGUAUGUUUUCUGUUGCCCAGCUAGGGCCUGUCUGGAUAGUCCAGGAAACAAAUCCCUGAAGGUGAGACGUGUAGAUCGAUUUGGGUUUGAGUGCAGGUCUGAGCUCCUCACCAGCGGGAAGCAGGAUGCUGGUGACCCAGGGUGCGCCCUGGCCCCGUGACAGGUCUCGCUGUCCCUAUGGUUGCGGGCUCAAGUGGCUGCUGCGCUUGUUAGGCAGUCCUGACGACGGUCCGGGCCGCGCUGUGGGAUGGAUGCUUCCCGGCGCCCUGGAGCACUUACAGAGAGUUUACAAGCCUCGAUCUUUAAACUAUCAGCUUAAGUCAUGGUCAGAGAACCAGGGAGGAUUCAUGACAGCGCUAAAGAAAUCUCUUAUUCUGUAGUCAGAGGACUGAGGUAGCUGAAAAUCGAACAUAUUUUUGUGUGCUUGCAGAACUGCAGCAUCAGUUGACUUCACAGCCUCUUCAAGUCUCUCCCGUGAAAGGGCAUUGAUUGAGAAAGAAACUAGGGGUGGGGGUAUCUGUUUGGACUCAGAGGAAGCUGAGAAACAAAUUUCCUAGUUCCUCUGAGCCUCCCUUGCCUGUGGGAAACAGUUUGCCUCUCUGAGGAAACUUUUUUUUUAAUUGAUGUAGUGUUGAUUUACAAUAUUAUAUUAGUUUUAAGAGUACAGCAUAGUGACUCAAAUAUUUUUAUAGAUUAUACUUCAUGUAAAGUUACAAAAUAUUGGCUAUCUUCCCUGUGCUGUUCAGGACAUCAUUGUAGCUUAUUUAUUUUAUACACAGUAGUUUGUACCUCUUAAUCCCCUACUCCUAUUUUACCCCCCUGCCCUUCUCCCCACUGGUAACCACUAGUUUGUUCUCUAUAUCUGGGAGUCUGUCUGGUUAUCUUCACUGAUUUAUUUUUUAGAUUCCACAUAUAAGUGAUACUGUACAGUAUUUGUCUUUCUCUGGCUUAUUUUACUCAUACCCUUUAGGUCCAUUCAUGUUGUUGCAAAUAGCAGAAUUUCAUUUUUAUAGCUGAGUAAUAUUUCAUUGUACAUAUAUACCACAUCUUUUUUUAUCCAUUUAUCUGUUGAUGGACACUUAGGUUGCUUCCAUAUCUCAGCAAUUAUAAACAAUGCUGCUAUGAACAUUACGGUACAUGUAUAUUUUUGAAUUAGUGUUUUUGGUCUUUUUUUUUUUUUUUUUCCUCCAGAUAUAUACCUAGGAGUGGAAUUGCUGGAUUAUAUGGUAGGAAUUUUUUAGGUUUUUUUUCAGGAAACUUCAUACUGUUUUUCAUUGUGGCUGCAUCAAUUUACAUUCCCACCAACAGUGUACAAGGGUUCCCUUUUCUUCACAUCCUCACUAACACCUGCUAUUUGUAGACUUUUUGAUGAUAGCUAUUCUAACAGGCGUGAGGUGAUAUCUCACUGUGGUUUUGAUUUGCGUUUCUCUGAUGAUUAGUAAUGUUGAGCAUCUUUUCAUAUGCCUGUUAGCCCUCUGCAUGUUCUUUGGGAAAAAAGCCUAUCCAGGUGUUCUGCCCACGUUUUAGUCAAUUUGUGGGAAUCCGAAGACUUAGGGAGAUAGGUGUGUCAGAGCAGAUAUAUCUUGUGUGACCUACAUACCACCCCUCAGUUUCUCCAACUCCAUACCCUGAGAGAGCCAGCUUAAAACAACAUUAAUAUAUAUCAUGGUUUCUGAGGGUCAGGAAUGGUUUAGCAGGGUGGUUCUGGCUCAGGGUCUCUCACAAGACUGCAAUCAAGAUGUUGGCUGAGGCUGUGUUAUGUAAAGGCUGGUCUGGGGCUGAAGGGUCUGUUUCCAAGAUGGCUCACUCCCAUGGCUCUUGGCAGGGGGCCUCAGUUUCUCACCACAGGAACCUCUCCAGAGCAGUUUGAGUAUCUUCCCAUCAUGGCAGCUGGCUUCCUCUAGAGUAAGUGACCCCAGGGAAAAAGUGAGGCAGAAAAGCCACAAUGUCAUGCCCAGCCUUGGAAGCGAGGCUGUAUUCUAUUGCCCACAUAGACCAACCACGACACAGUGUUGGAGGGGACUGCACACGGGCAAGAAUACCAGAGGCAGGAGUCACCGUCCCCUUCUUGAAAGCUGGCUGUCACAGCAACUUUGCCUUCCACCAACCAACUUUGCCACCCUCCUUCUCCACAGAUGCUCUUGUCAGGCUUCUGUCGGCCAGGCUCAGGGAGCCAAGCCAGUUUGCGGUUGGUUUAUAAGUCUUGGGAAUAUGUUGAGGUGAUGGGCUGAGAACUGUGUGAAGGGUUUCAGUCAGAGAAAUUAAUACUGGGCAUUUUUUCCCAACAUUGAAGAUUAUAGUGGGACCAUGGACCUGUUUGGAGACAUAGAUGACAUUUCUUCUGAGAGUGAUGGGGGCAAUCAACCACCCAUUCCAGGACAGCCUGUUGAUGGACGUGGAGUGCCGCAGGACCAGCAGGAGGAAGAGCCGAUUUCUGAAACCAAAAUAGAAGUAGAAAUUCCCAAUAUCUACUCUGAUUUAGGAAAUGAAUUGUACUUUGUUAAACUGCCCAGAUUUCUCAGCAUAGAACCCAAGCCUUUUGAUCCUCAGUAUUAUGAAGAUGAAUUUGAAGAUGAGAAAAUGCUUGACGAGGAAGACAGAACCAGGAUAAAAUUAAAGGUGGAAAAUACUUUACGAUGGAGGAUACGCCGGGACAAAGAAGGAAAUAAAAUUAAAGAAAGCAAUACUCGGAUAGUCAAGUGGUCAGAUGGGAGCCUGUCCCUGCACUUAGGCAAUGAGGUGUUUGAUGUCUACAAAGCCCCGCUGCUGGGCAAUUACAACCACCUGUUCGUUCGCGAAGACACGGGUCUGCGGGGACAAGCCGUCUUCAAAUCCAAACUCACCUUUAGACCUCACUCUACAGACUAUGCCACACAUAAAAAGAUGACCCUGCCACUUGCUAAUAGAUGCUCGGGGAUACAGAAGAUUAGAAUCUUACCAAUGGCUGGUCGUGAUCCUGAAUGCCAACGCAUAGAGAUGAUUAAGAAAGAAGAAGAACGUUUGAGGGCUUCUGCUCACCAGGAGACAAUGUAUUUGCGGGAGAAGCAGAACCAGCAGGGGCCGAGCCCCCCCUGCCAGGACCACAGCAGUGAUGAGAGGGAGGAGGAGGUUGAGAUGCCAUCAGAAGCCAUUCCCGAGGGGCAUGCCAAGCAGGUGGACCCUCCAGAAAGAGGAAAGCAGGGCAUGAAGAGGAAGAGGAUGACUGAAGCAUAAAACGUGCGCUCACUGUAAAUAUGGUAAAGACAGUGAUGAAAUGUUUUGAUUCAAAUGAGGACUUGAGUUGCUUUUGCAUAAUCCUAGUUGUGAUUAAAAAAACAUUCAUAAGUAAGUUUGUGAUUUUAGAAAAUCCACUUUUCUCAAAUAGAAGCUUAUUUUGAUGACUGUUUGCUCUGGGUCUUGGGUGUCAUGCAUCCUUGCUGCUCUGCCUCACCCCGUCCCCCUGGCCCAGUCCAGAGAUGGGUUAAGUUCAGCUCGGGCGUUGCCUCCUCCAGUGUCCUCCCUGGCUGCCCAGCAGGGUUCGGGGCCCUGCGUGCUGCGUUGGCAGGACACUAACUUUCCACUGACCCCACCGUCCUGUGACCUUGUCAGCACAGGACAGCACGGGAGGGCUCACUGAAGACUCAGGGCUUUGCCAAGUGCUGUACAGCCUUACCAAGUCUAAUCCUCAGAACAACUUGACAGGCGGGUGCUGUUCUCAUUUUACAGAUGUGAACUUCAAGGGGAAUUUCUUUAUUCCUCAAGUUUCAGAAAUGAAUUAUCUAAUGUUUACCCCUAAAAGUUUCCUCAAGCCCAUUACACAUUUCACUGACUUUCUCUUUUGGCUGAUGGAUACAGGUGACUGGUAAGAGAUGCCUUUGUUUUACUGCAAAAAUAACCUCUAUUAGCAGGAUUGGCUCCCAGCAGGUCCAGGCUGCACUGUAUCCUAGGACCCUGUUUUCUUCACAUUUGUCAACUCAAUUCAAUUUUACAGACAGACCAGACCAAGUACUGAUGGUAUGAUAUUGAACCAUAUGAACUUACUGCUUUUGUGGGUAUAAAUAGUCAAGUACUGACUGUUUUAUAUGGUUUAACUUAAUAGUGUGGGAUAGGACAACUCAGGGAAAUCAGUAAGCUUGUUCCUAAGAGGUGUGCAACGGCUGAACUUUAGAAUGUAGUUUCCAAAAAGUCCAAGUCUAUAGGGUAUUUGAUAAACUUUAUUGAAAUUUAUUCCAAUACCAAGUGGUAAAUUCUAAAUGCCUAUAGUCCAUAUUUUUCAAAAGAAACUUCACUGUACUAUA
Messenger RNA from Camelus dromedarius (Arabian camel), 4304 nucleotides. RefSeq names its product RNA polymerase-associated protein LEO1. The record is from RefSeq and is a predicted model, not a curated record. Gene Ontology annotation, molecular function: RNA polymerase II C-terminal domain phosphoserine binding. Bases 2335 to 3240 code for a protein of 301 amino acids. Gene Ontology annotation, biological process: transcription elongation by RNA polymerase II; positive regulation of transcription elongation by RNA polymerase II. Lineage: Eukaryota; Metazoa; Chordata; Mammalia; Artiodactyla; Camelidae. Gene Ontology annotation, cellular component: nucleus; Cdc73/Paf1 complex. The transcript is spliced from 8 exons.